Molecule: messenger RNA, 1263 nt
Organism: Henningerozyma blattae CBS 6284
Lineage: Eukaryota; Fungi; Ascomycota; Saccharomycetes; Saccharomycetales; Saccharomycetaceae
Gene: CSH1
Product: mannosylinositol phosphorylceramide synthase catalytic subunit CSH1
Exons: 1
Coding region: 1-1263 (420 amino acids)
Biological process (GO): mannosyl-inositol phosphorylceramide biosynthetic process
Molecular function (GO): mannosyltransferase activity
Source: RefSeq, a predicted model, not a curated record
AUGAGAAGCGAGCUUAAGGUACUUAUCUAUACCAAUGUGGUACUUCUAAUGACGGCUACUUAUAUCACAUCUGGCCUUAUUUUUUUAGUUUGUGAUGAUGCAACAUCUGGUGCCCUAACAGAUGCAGAAAUCAAUCCUCCUCGUGGGAUCCCUACUAAACCUUUAUUGAUCCCCAAGAUCAUACAUCAAACUUAUAAAGAUGAAAAUAUACCUGAGCAUUGGAAAGCUGGCCAAAAGAGAUGUAUUGACUUACAUACAGACUAUCAAUACAUUCUUUGGACUGAUAAAAUGAUAAAUGAUUUCAUGCAAGAAAAUUACCCAUGGUUUAUGGAUACAUUUUUAAGUUAUGAAUACCCUAUUGAAAGAGUUGAUGCAGUUCGUUAUUUUAUCUUAUACCAUUAUGGUGGUGUUUAUAUUGAUUUGGAUGAUGGGUGUGAAAGAAGAUUGGAUCCAUUAUUAACAGUACAAGCGUUUGUUAGGAAAACAUCACCAGUAGGUGUAUCUAAUGAUGUUAUGGGAUCAAUACCUCAUCAUCCAUUUUAUUUGAAAUUAAUGAAUUCAUUGAAUAAAUAUAGGAAAAAUGUUCAUAUACCAUAUUGGACAAUUAUGUGCUCUACAGGCCCCUUAUUUGUUAGUUUAGUUUGGAAGAAAUAUAAGAGAACUAAAGAAUCUAAGGAAUUUUUAGUUCGUAUCUUACAACCACAUGAUUAUAAAAUGCACCCAUCAUCCUUUUUUGCUAUUAGUAAAGGCUCUUCAUGGCAUACUGAAGAUGCUAAAUCUAUGAUGAAAUUAGCCACUCAUUUAUUAUCAGCAGUGGUUACAGGAUUUAUCAUUGCGUUUUUCUUAUUAUAUUUAGAAUUUUAUUUCUAUUGUUGGUUAUGUCAAAGAAAUGAUGCUAAGAAGGCUUCUUUAUCAUCAAACACAGCUUCUCCAUCAAAUCCAUCAUCUAUUCGAAGAGAAAAUCCAUCUAUUAGAAUUAUUCAUAAUGAUCCAAGAUUAUUGAAAAAAGUGUUUGGUCCAAUAUUAAGAUUAUCUCGAUUCAUACCAUUUUUAAACCCAACAAAUGUUAAUACUGAUUAUUCAAGUUUUAAUAGUGGAUCUACUAGUCCAAAUUUAAGUAAUCAUAAUCCACAUGUCCCACAUCUGAGUACUUCCAGUUUGAACCCUGCACCAUUUUCAGAAGUUGCUUAUACUAGUUCUACAAGCGAUUUUAGAAAUAAUAAUGAAAAUGAAUUUUAUGAAAUGAAUGAUAAUAUUAAAUAA